This is a messenger RNA of Staurois parvus, 405 nucleotides long. The record is from the annotation of a GenBank genome assembly. NCBI's taxonomy places the organism in Eukaryota, Metazoa, Chordata, Amphibia, Anura, Ranidae.
AUGCAGACUGCUUCUACAAAUAUUUGUGAAAGACUGUGCAAUAAGUCCAUCUGAGAAAUUUCCUGGCUACUAAAUAUUCCACGGUCAACUGUUAAUGGUAUUAUAACAAAGUGGAAGCAACUGGGAUCAACUGCAACUAAGCCACAAAAUGGUAGACCAUGGAAAAUGAUAGAGCGGGGUCAGCUCAUGCUGAAGCACACAGUGCCCAGAAGUCGCCGCCUAUCUGCAGAGUCAAUAGCGAAAGACCUCCAAACUUCAUGUGGCCUUCAGAUUAGCACAACAGUGAAUAGAGAGCUUCAUGGAAUGGGUUUCUAUGGACGAGCAGCUUCAUCCAAUCCUUACAUCACCAAGUGCAAUGCAAAGCGUCGGAUGCAGUGGUGUAAAGCAUGCCGCCACUGGACUCUA